Messenger RNA from Apis dorsata (giant honeybee), 580 nucleotides. Its product is annotated as neurobeachin-like. NCBI's taxonomy places the organism in Eukaryota, Metazoa, Arthropoda, Insecta, Hymenoptera, Apidae. The coding region runs from base 221 to 388 and encodes 55 amino acids. The record is from RefSeq and is a predicted model, not a curated record. The transcript has 2 exons.
CUCAGUUAGUGUUGGUACUGCGACCGCGUCGCUAGGGUGUUUCGCGUUGCCGUACUGGCAAACUCCUCAUAACAGUGUCUACUUUCUAACAUGGCAGAUCAAUUUGUGUUGUAUUAUCAUGUGACGAGGAAAAGCUCUCGUUUAUAAGACGGUUUCUGUGUAAACUAUCGUAGAUUUUCCUCGCGAGGAAAACGUGUUGUCAGCUUAAAUAACCGUCGCAAUGGCGGACAUGAAAAGUCCACCGUUCAGUGACAUUAAACGGCCCGAGGAGGUGGUGGCGAUGGCGAUGAACGACAGCCUGAAAUUCGCCGUGCUGAUCGGGCUGAUCGAAGUGGGACAGGUGUCGAAUCGGGAAGUUGUCAACACCGUGCUUCAUUUGGUAAGUUGACAGAAUCCAAAGUUUUAUUCGGAAAUUACUUGUUCCAAUAAGGUAAGUAUAAUGUGUAAAGUUUUGAUUAAGUUUACAAAGACAUUAUACAUGAAUCUUAAUAGAGUAUAAAUUAUGAUUAUUUAUAUGUGCAAAGAUUGUUGAGAAAUUGAGAUUUUUGAUACGAAAAUUAUCAUUGCAAAAUGGAAAAUG